Molecule: messenger RNA, 6656 nt
Organism: Bombina bombina (fire-bellied toad)
Lineage: Eukaryota; Metazoa; Chordata; Amphibia; Anura; Bombinatoridae
Product: zinc finger protein 850-like
Exons: 11
Coding region: 313-5730 (1805 amino acids)
Biological process (GO): regulation of transcription by RNA polymerase II; central nervous system development
Cellular component (GO): nucleus
Molecular function (GO): DNA-binding transcription factor activity, RNA polymerase II-specific; RNA polymerase II cis-regulatory region sequence-specific DNA binding
Source: RefSeq, a predicted model, not a curated record
UCUGGGAAGAUUCAUAUUUAAGGGGCAAUUAUAGCACCCACAGAGCUAACUGUACUAAAUGAUUGUGCUGAAUCAACAUCACAUAUGUAAUAAUCUAAUCAGCUGAUCUGUAUCACAUGAACUGUUAUGUGUGCCUUUAAUUAUACCAUACAUACAGUUAAUCAGAACCAUUAUUUAUUAUUAUCUGUCUAAACCAUUUAAAAUACAUUUUACAGACACGACCAGAGCACUGAGAGAUAUCAGGUAUUGAUAUAACUGGAGUGAAUAAGGGAACCUUCUUCCUGAGCACAGACAUUGGAGCCUGUUAUCAGCAUGAACUCAUAUGUGUUAGACAAUCACUUGUUGACAAUCAAUAGUUCAUAUCCAUCUUUCACUACAGGAAGCAUCAGAAUUAUACCGGAAACUCCAAAAGUCUUAGACACUAAUGAAUAUUCACAAACAUUGGGGAUAGCACAGCAGAUAUUUAAAGAAGAUGGUGAAUUGGAUGGAACUGGGCAGCAAUCAUUAUGUACUGAGAGUAAUUUAGUCAUCAAACAAGAGGACAACAUUUAUGACUUAUCUAAUGAAAUUAUUAUCCCAGAGGAUAAACCACACACAUUUACUGUGUUUUCAAAACAUAUUAAAGAAGGGAAAAGUCUACAGUCUAGCCAAAUGAUUCAUACAAAGGAGAGACCUUUCAAAUCUACAGAAUGUGAGAAAAGCUUUAGAUGGAAGUCUCAUCUACUAGAACACCAGAAGAUUCACACAGGUGAGAAACCACACAAAUGUACAGAGUGUGGAAAAAGUUUUACAGUAAAGAGUAGUCUGAAAACUCAUGAAAGUAUUCACACAGGAGAAAAGCCUUUCACAUGUACAAAGUGUGGAAAAGGAUUUACAAAUAAGGGUAAUCUGAAAACUCAUGAAAGGAUUCACACAGGAGAAAAGCCUUUUACAUGUACAGAGUGUGGAAAAGGAUUUACAGAUAAGGGUCAUCUGAAAACUCAUGAAAGGAUUCACACAGGAGAAAAGCCUUUUACAUGUACAGAGUGUGGAAAAGGGUUUACAGAUAAGGAUUAUCUAAAAACUCAUGAAAGGAUUCACACAGGAGAAAAGCCUUUUACAUGUACAGAGUGUGGAAAAGGAUUUACAAAUAAGGGUAAUCUGAAAACUCAUGAAAUGAAUCACACAGGAGAAAAGCCUUUUACAUGUACAGAGUGUGGAAAAGGAUUUACAAAUAAGGGUAAUCUGAAAACUCAUGAAAGGAUUCACACAGGAGAAAAGCCUUUCACAUGUACAGAGUGUGGAAAAAGUUUUACAGAAAUUAAAUGUCUGAAAACUCAUGAAAUGAUUCACACAGGAGAAAAGCCUUUUACAUGUACAGAGUGUGGAAAAGGUUUUACACAUAAGAGUGGUCUGAAAACUCAUGAAAGGAUUCACACAGGAGAAAAUCCUUUCAUAUGUACAGAUUGUGGAAAAGGUUUUACACAAAUAAGAAAUCUGAAAACUCAUGAAAGGAUUCACACAGGAGAAAAGCCUUUCACAUGUACAGAGUGUGGAAAAGGAUUUACAGAUAAGGGUUAUCUGAAAACUCAUGAAAGGAUUCACACAGGAGAAAAGCCUUUCACAUGUACAGAGUGUGGAAAAAGUUUUACAGAAAUUAAAUGUCUGAAAACUCAUGAAAUGAUUCACACAGGAGAAAAGCCUUUCACAUGUACAGAGUGUGGUAAAGGAUUUACAAAUAAGGGUCAUCUGAAAACUCAUGAAAGGAUUCACACAGGAGAAAAGCCUUUCACAUGUACAGAGUGUGGAAAAGGUUUUACACAUAAGAGUAGUCUGAAAACUCAUGAAAUGAUUCACACAGGAGAAAAGCCUUUUACAUGUACAGAUUGUGGAAAAGGUUUUACACAAAUAAGUAGUCUGAAAACUCAUGAAAUGAAUCACACAGGAGAAAAACCUUUCACAUGUACAGAGUGUGGAAAAGGUUUUACACAUAAGAGAAGUCUGAAAACUCAUGAAAUGAAUCACACAGGAGAAAAGCCUUUUACAUGUACAGAGUGUGGAAAAGGAUUUACAAAUAAGGGUAAUCUGAAAACUCAUGAAAGGAUUCACACAGGAGAAAAGCCUUUUACAUGUACAGAGUGUGGAAAAGGAUUUACAGAUAAGGGUCAUCUGAAAACUCAUGAAAGGAUUCACACAGGAGAAAAGCCUUUCACAUGUACAGAUUGUGGAAAAGUAUUUUUAAAAAAUUCUCAUCUAAUAGAGCACUACAAAAUUCACACAGGUGAGAAACCACACACAUGUACUGAGUGCGGCAAAUGUUUUACACAAAUGGAUAAUCUGAAAACUCAUAAAAAGAAUCACACAGGAGAAAAGCCUUUCACAUGUACAGAGUGUGGAAAAAGUUUUACACAAAAGAGUCAUCUGAAAAAUCAUAAAAAAAUUCACACAGGAGAAAAGCCUUUCACAUGUACAGAGUGUGGAAAAAGUUUUACACAAAAGAGUAAUCUAAAAACUCAUGAAAAGAUUCACACAGGAGAAAAGCCUUUCACAUGUACAGAGUGUGGAAAAAGUUUUACACAAAUAGGUGAUCUGAAAACUCAUGAAAGGAUUCACACAGGAGAAAAGCCUUUCACAUGUACAGAGUGUGGAAAUUUUUUUACACGUAUGAGUAAUCUGAAAAAACAUGAAAGGAUUCACACAGGGGAAAAGCCUUUCACAUGUACAGAGUGUGGAAAAAAUUUUACACAAAUGAAUUGUCUGAAAACUCAUGAAAUGAUUCACACAGGAGAAAAACCUUUCACAUGUACAGAGUGUGGAAAAAGUUUUACACAAAAGAGUAAUCUGAAAAAUCAUGAAAGGAUUCACACAGGAGAAAAGCCUUUCACAUGUACAGAGUGUGGAAAAAGUUUUACACAAAUGAAUUGUCUGAAAAGUCAUAAAAGGAACCACACAGGCGAAAAGCCUUUCACAUGUACAGAGUGUGGAAAAAGUUUUACAAAAAAGAGUAAUCUGAAAAUUCAUGAAAGGAUUCACACAGGAGAAAAGCCUUUCACUUGUACAGAGUGUGGAAAACGUUUUACAAAAAAGAGUAAUCUGAAAACUCAUGAAAGGGGUGGAGGAGUAGAUCAAGAUGUCGUCGAGGUAUACCACGACACAGAUAUCCAGAAGAUCUCUAAAGACAUCGUUGAUGAAGAAUUGGAAGGUGUCAUCAUGGAGAGGUCCAAGAGGUCUGCUAAGGCUCCAAGGAGGUUUGAUGAGGAGGAGGAUGCAUCUGGAAAGAAGAAGAGGACAGUUGUUACAGUAGCUGGUGAUGUUGUGGGCAUUUCUGACCCUCCUAGUGUCUCUACUCUUUCUUCUUUGACUAUCCCUGCUUCUUCCCCUGCAGUUGGAAACCAUAACAGGCUCAUGGAGGAGGUGAACAGUGGGAUGCAGGAGAGGGCGCUGUCUGGGCGCAGCGAAGGAACCUCGGUGAGCAGCGUAGCAGGGACAUCGGAGGUGGCGGCAUCUGCAGCGUCAGGGCCUGCGAACCCAGGCCAGGCGGUGAAUAUACUAAAAUACAUGGAGGUCAUUGAUGACAUCCAUGAGCGAGGGAAAGGAACAGCUUGGCGUCAAUAUGACGCCCAGUUUCGCAGAACGUUAGAGGCAAAUCCAGUCCUGACUUUUGGGAUGAAGGAGAUGGACUUAUGGUCCAAUCUUGAUCUCAUGGAAGGGACAAUAGCGGUUGCAGAGAAACCGACGGUUUCUGGGCAACAGAAUCGCACAUUUCGGAGAAAAGGGGGUAGGGAAUGCUGGCGGUUCCAGGAGAAGCUGUGUGACAGGGGUCAGGUUGCAGCUUGCAGGCGAAUAUGGGUGGUCGGACAUUCAUAUAUCCAUUGGGCGGCUAUUCGGGCUGCGUCUCAGCCGGGAGGACAGCAGUUGGGACUGCCGUCCGCGAGGGUAUCUAUUAGAUGGUUAGGCAGGAGAGGCAUGAUGUGGCGGCACUUACCUGAGCAAGUAGCAGAGGCUAGGAGAAGAUGGGGCAAGCCGCACGUCAUUCUUCUUCAUCUUGGAGGCAACGAUGUAGGGACUAUGCCUAUGGGGGAUUUGUCGGACAUAAUGGUGUCUGACAUCAAAUGGUUGCAGACUCAAUUUCAAGGGGUUACGAUCAUAUGGUCUAAGAUUGUCUCAAGGAAUGUUUGGAGACAUAUGGCCACCAGGAAAGCGGGUUUCCGGGUGAAGAGGAAGCUGAAUAGGGAUGUAGGCAGGGUAGUAUUAGCAGCAGGUGGUAAGGUGGUGUCUCAUGAGAACAUCAAAAUUGAUGAUACCUGCCCCUGCAUCAGUGUACAGCAUGGUGACUUGCGAGAUCGCACAUACCGGAGAAAUGAUGUGCAAGUGGGUGAUGUGGUUACACCAUGCUGUACACUAAUACAGGGUCAGGUCUGUGCAAGGAGCACACAGAAUGUAAAUCAUAGUCUUACUCCUCAUCUAAACUGUGCCGUAGAAAAACACUUGAAUAGUUCAUAUCCAUCAUUCACUACAGGAAGCAUCAGAAUGAUACCGCAAACUCCAAAAACCUUAGACACUUAUGACUAUUCACAAACAUUGGGGAUAUCACAAAAGAUAUUAAAAGAAGAUGGUGAAUCGUCAGUAACUGGGCAGCAAUCACUAUGUACAGAGAAUAAUUUAGUCAUUAAACAAGAGGAUAAGAUUUACGACUUAUCUAGUGAAAUGAUUAUCCCUGAGGAUAAACCACACACAUUUACUGAGUUUUCAAAACAUAGUAAAGAAGGGAAAAGUCUGCAGUCUAGCCAAAUGAUUCAUACAAAGGAGAAACCUUUCAAAUCUAUAGAAUGUGAGAAAAGCUUUAGAUGGAAGUCUCGUCUACUAGAGCACCACAAAAUUCACACAGGUGAGAAACCACACACAUGUAUUGAGUGCGGCAAAUGUUUUACACAAAUGGAUCAUCUGAAAAGUCAUGAAAAUAUUCACACAGGAGAAAAGCCUUUCACAUGUACAGAGUGUGGAAAAAGUUUUGCACAAAAGAGUAAUCUGAAAACUCAUGAAAGGAGUCACACAGGAGAAAAGCCUUUCACAUGUACAGAGUGUGGAAAAAGUUUUACACAAAAGAGUGAUCUGAAAUAUCAUGAAAGCAGUCACACGGGGGAAAAACCUUUCACAUGUACAGAGUGUGGAAAAAGUUUUACACAAAAGAGUAAUCUGAAAAGUCAUGAAAGGAUUCACACAGGGGUAAAGCCGUUCACAUGUACAGACUGUGGAAAAAGUUUUACAGACAAGAGUAAUCUGAAUAACCAUGAAAGGAUUCACACAGGGGAAAAGCCUUUCACAUGUACAGAGUGUGGAAAAAGUUUUAUAUACAAGAGUAAUCUGAAAAGUCAUGAAAGGAUUCACACAGGGGAAAAGCCGUUCACAUGUACAGAGUGUGGAAAAAGUUUUGCACACAUAAGUAGUCUGAAAUGUCAUGAAAGCAGUCACACAGGGGAAAAGCCUUUCACAUGUACAGAGUGUGGAAAAGGAUUUACACUAAAGAAAACUCUGAAAAAGCAUGAAUGGAUUCACACAGGGGAAAAGCCUUUCACAUGUACUGAGUGUGGAAAAAGUUUUACACGAAUGGGUGGUCUGAAAACUCAUGAAAUGAUUCACACAGGGGAAAAGCCGUUCACAUGUACAGGGUGUGGAAUAAGUUUUACAAUAAAGAGUAAUCUGAAAACUCAUGAAAAGAUUCACAAGGGAAGAAACCUUUCACAUGUUUAGAAAGUGGAAAAAAGGUUUUUAUUGAAAUCGGGUAUCACAAACCUCUUUACAAUUAUCCUAAAGAGGACAAACUCUCUAAAUAGAAGCAUCAAAAGAGAUGUUAUUGUAACUAAUACUUUCUAAAUCCCAGUUAUAAAAGACCCAGAUUGGAAGUGCUCUCCUGCUGUCCUUUGUUCCUCUAUAUAUGUGCACCUCAGUUUAUCUCAUAUAAAUGUGAUAGAAUCCAAACACCACACUGGAAUAUAAAAAUCUGUCCUCAUACUACCCAGCUUACACAACCAUUCACGACCAAAGCACCCCCAGUGUUGUUUAUUAAUAUGCCAGUGUAAGGAGUUGUACAUAUGAUUUACAUAGGGGAGAAAAUAAUUACAUUUACAUAAUAAAGGAGUCUUUAUAUGAAUAGAGUGUUAGAGAAUUAUAUAAACAAGAACAUCAGUCUCAAAUGAUUGACAUCUGGGAGAUAUAUUUAAUGUGCACAUUAUGUGGAUAAACCUUUUCUUAUAGCAAUAGAUGCUUAGCAUUGUACAUGUUAUAUACCAGAGGAAUUACUGAGGGGAAACUGAUUUUAUUUAAUGAGACACAAUAUCAGUAACCUGUACAUACGUGAUCAUAAUCAGUUUAAUUUAAAUGGCUACUAUAACCUAUAUGUAUACUGGGUAUGUAAUAUGUAUGUCAUGUUCUGUAACUUGAUAUUAUGCCUGUUAGAUGUUUUCAUGUUAGAAGCCACAAGAACUGAUAAUAGCACACACUGUAUAUAUAAAGGGAACAUUAUAUAUCUGAUAAAUCUCUUGGUAUCAAGAGCACAAGUGUUGGGUAUAUGUAUACCAUUGUGUGCAUAUCAUGUAAUCAUGUAUCAUGUAAUGCUGCUUUUUACUAUAAUGAUAUACAAUGUUUUUUCUAUGCAAAUAAAAACUGAUUGUAAUCCA